This is a messenger RNA of Cuscuta epithymum, 2563 nucleotides long. The record is from the annotation of a GenBank genome assembly. NCBI's taxonomy places the organism in Eukaryota, Viridiplantae, Streptophyta, Magnoliopsida, Solanales, Convolvulaceae.
CCCAUAUUCAUUGCGCAUAUUUAAUGCCCACAAACUCUACUUUUAGACUCAUAAUUUAAAAAAUGGAAAAGCAAAAAUGUGAAUGGAGGGCCACCUAGUAGCAAAUCUAAAGCAGUGGCCUACAACUUGUCUAACAAAAAUCUAAAAACCCAUCUUCAAGCUUCACGUAACAGGCCCAUAAUAAUAACAUGCCCAUCUUCAAUAAUAACAUGACCUACGCCGCACUCCCCCUCCCUGUUAGAGUUUUGGCAAAACUCCAAUGGUUAAGGUAGCGCAUGGGACAAAGGCGAUUGGCUUGGCGGCUAGCUGGGCAGCAGAUCAGAUGGAUCGGGAUGUGGUGGUGCGCAUAGAUCGGUACGGCGGCGGCGGCCUUGUCUACGGAUGGCGGCGACGCACUUGUCUAGGGACGACGGUGGGGGCUGGUGGUUUCGGUCUGGGCGGUGGCUGCGACAAGGAGGCGUGGGGCUGGGGUGGCCGAACAAUCAAGCGACUGGCUGCAGCGACCGUUCUCUUAGACGACGGCCCAUGGGACAGCGACAGACGGCGGGGCAUGGGGCGGUAACGGCAGUAGCAUGCUGCUGCGGGUGGAUCUCUGGAGGGGUGAGAAUGAAGGUUAGGGUUGAAGAAAAUAGUAGGAUCUUAGGAUUUUAUAGAUAUAAUUUAAUGGGUACAUGUGUUCACCUAAAUUAUUUAUUUACUUAUUAAUUACGAAUUUUAAUUGAAUAUUAUGAUUUUUAAUAUUAUUUUAGUAAAAAAACUAGUUAGGUCUGAUGAGAUCCGGUGCAUUAGUGCUGGUAUGAUCGCUGGUGCAAAAAGUGAGGAAGUUUUCUAAAAAAAUAUGUGAUUUUGUCAAGAUUUAUAGAUCUAUUUAAAAGAUCAUGGAUAAAAAGAGGGAAAACUAUCAAAUAGGUGCUUCUACUAUAUCAAAAAAGUUAAUUAAGUCCUCGUACUUUAGAAUCAAUCAAUCUAGCCCCAACUCAUAACAAAUGUUCAACUGGGCCGUUUAGCAGGUGAAGAACAAGUUUGCGGGUUGCAAGGCUACAUGGACCUCCAUUUGGCUAUGUUUUUCUUUUUCGUUUUUUUUGUUCCUUCUUUCUUUCUUCUGGCCGUUCGCACACUCAUGAGUCAUGACUCAUUUGCACCUACACACCAAAGAGAAAAUGAAGAAUCAGAAAUCUUUCUCUUUAAGGCUCUCCGCCCAUUAUUCUUAUUGAUCUUCAUUCUAAGUGAGCUUUCCAGUUCUCAAACCUCUUCCCACAAAGGAGAUGAACUAAAUCUGGAAUUGCUGCCAUCUUCGGAGUUGUAGCUUGUGGCCGCCAUCGCCAGAAUCAUUCCUCACUCACAGGCUAAGCAAAUGGAGAGGUGCGGCUAGAUCUACGCAGUGGCGUCUUGCAAGAUGGAUGAAAAUGAAGGCUGACUGGACUAAGUUGCAGAGGACGGCGAGGUAGACACCGGCACACAGGUGUGGUCGAAGAGGAUGCCGAAAAUGCUCUGCGUGAACAGAAUGGAGGAGACGAAGGGAGGAUACAAACAUUGGGAACCUUACAAUUGCGUCUGCGAGUGGUGGGUCGGUGGCCGGCCGUCGAGUGUCAAAAACAUUGGGUGUUGCUGCCGAGGAAGGUGAGGAACGGUGAGGGAUGCUGACAGAGGGGGUUUAAUGCACCAACCUGUGAUAUGGAAAUUCGGCGCAUUAGCCCCUGUGAUUUGAAAAAUGCGUGAAACUCCCCUGUGUUUUAAUAAAUUAUACACAAAAUCUCUUUUAUGAAUAAAUUCAAUUGUCAAAUAAAAGAAAAAUUAUUAAUAUUUUUAAAUGAUUUAGACAUUUUGACAUAUUUACUUUCAUAUUCAAUCAAAAUAUUAGAAAAAGUGAUUUUCAAAUCAUUAAAUUUAUUUACAAGAGGGGUUUUGUGCAUGAUUUAUUAAAACACAGGGGGUUUCACGCAUUUUUCAAAUCACAGAAGGCUAAUGCGCCGAAUUUCCAUAUCACAGGGGAGUUUGGUGCAUUAAACCCGACAGAGGGACAUGGAAGAGAAAGAUUAACCAGAAGACAAGUUGGAAAAAUAAAGAAAACUAAAAUAAUAAAGACUGGUUGGAAAAAUAAGCUAAAAAUAAAAUAUAAAAACACUAAAAAAAAAGCCACGUGGAUAGUCCACGUAGACGGUCAACCGGGAAACUUGUUCUUCAUCGGCUAAACGACUCAAUUGAAAUUUUUUUAUGAGUUGGAGAGCUCAAUUGAUUGAUUCUAAGGUACGGGGACCUAAUUGACUUUUACGACAUAGUAGGAGGAUUUAUUUGACAGUUUCCCCUUAAUCCAUUUCAUUACACGGUCAAAAUCUCACCGCUUGGGAGACUUGAUCGGUUGUGGUGGGCCUGUGGCAUCCACAACCUCAAUAUUGCGGCCCACAAUUUAAAAUCCGGAUUCCUUCAUUUAGGUAACUAGUAUCUUUACCCGUGGCGUGCACAGGAUAAAGUGAUUUUAUUUUUUAAUUUUAGUCUAUGUGUGCGUGUGUACGGGUGUAUGUAUGCGUUAUUAUAAUUAGCGGAAAGUCUUUUAUUAAAUCGA